UUUUGUAGCAAAUAUCAGAAUGUUACCCCUCUGAACAACUAGAUGUCAGGAGUAUCCCUCGGUUACUACUACGGUUUAGAGUUUGUGUCGGGAGAUAUACCACAGUUAGAUCACAGUUACGCGCGCCCUUUCCAGUCCCUCGCGCACCACAACAAGACUGAGAGAGUCAAACCAAGGGUCCUUCUCAAUCAGGAUAGUGGUAGUGAGGAUGAUGAUGAGAUAGACGUAUGUGGAGGUACAGGAUUAAUAGUCCCUCCCUUUGACCAGCCUCGUAAUGCUCACCUUCUCAACGAAACAGAACGUUUCCUCCUCACACACUGCUCCAGUAAACUGAACGACGAGCAGGAGGACUGGAUGUCACGUGUCACCUGGAACCCCGAACAAAACGCGCUCUUUGCACGUGUCAUGAAGAUAAUAGACACAGCGCGUAUGGCACGUCUCAGUUCGGUCAAUCACCACAACGAGAGUGUGAUGCGCAGUAUUUACACCACCCACGCCGGACGACAACUCCGCAAAACUUUUGCUAUGAUAAAGUGGGACAAAGAGCUAACCACGUGGUUACAUAACACAUUCUUCAGCGCGCUGGGUGUACGGCUACUUGCUAUCUACAUCGACAUGUUGCAGUAUUUGGAUAGCGCAGUCCCGCAACUUGUUACCACCCUUUUAGAGGGACAUAAGAUUAACAAUCCGGCACGUUCUGCCCUUGCUUCCUCUGAGACGAUACAGGCUUUCUUGAGGCGAUCUAACAGUCCUAAUAAUCAUCUCUCAACUGUAAAACCUAUCCGUGUAGCAGGUAACCCUCUAAUGUUGAUAAUACCUCACUAUCUGGACAGUGAUAUAACUGACAGUAAACUGUACGAUAGACUGACUGGGCUGAGUAGCAUGGCUAAGAUAAGGACUCUGAGCGUGGUGCAGCCUACUGAUAAGAUUAAAACUGCUUCUCAGUAUACAAAUAGUCUUGUUAAUAGUGUGCACCUGUCUGUAGCAAACGCUCGCUCUAAACACGACUCAAAGAACGUGUUUGCAGUAGGAUGGGGAGUAGCAGCCCUGACCCUGCUCCACGUAGCCAGCGUGGAACCGAUCCGGGGGGCCAUAUGUCUGGGGCUACCUCUCAACAAGAAACACAGGCCUCUGCGGAAUGUGAUAGGUGAUAUCAAGUGUCCUGUGUUGCUGGUUAUUGGAACUGCUGCACGGAGUUGUAGUACUACUGAUGUGGAGAGUUUAGUGGCGGGGAUUCCGGGGGAUAAGAGGGUUAUCUUCAUUGAGGAUGCUGAUGAUAACUUGUGUAUACCAAUGUGUAAACAAGUAUCAUGUGGUCUAACACAAGCUAUGUUAGAUCAGAUCAUUAUUGAUGAGAUCGGCAACUUCCUUAUCAGUAUCGCAGGUUACUCCCCUCCGACCAGAGAAGAAAUCCAAGAAUACGAGGAGCAGGAAAUAGCUCGGAACCGAAAACGGAAGAUCGACGCUACUGUCCGCAAGUUGUACCCUCAAGUGAUCUCAGAAGAACACAGCCUGAAAAGGAAGCCAACCAAACGUGCAACACUGGAGAAAAGUAAACAAGAACCCAUCAAGAAGGAAAAAAGGAAACGAAAGAUAAAAGUCCCAAGAAAAUCAGACAGCCCAUUCGACUACAGUGUUAGCGACAGUGAACGGAACGAAAUUGAGACAUUGCCCCUGGGAAGUCUGAUCCCAGAGACACGGAAGAUAGUGGAGACACAGUUAGAGGACCGGUACAAGACUCCCGAAACUUCUCCUUCCCAGUCACCUCAACCCGGACCAUACGAUCCUAAACCUUACACCAGCUACAACAAGUUCAAGAGCUCCAGUACAGCUGAAAGCUACAUGAAGACCUACCACCUGAGUAAGCUACGUACCCCCGGCCAGGAUGGUUACAUGGUCUACCCCGGAUCUAGGGGAAACUCCCCCACCUAUAACCCCUCGUAUACCCCCAACCUGGCCAAGGGUACUCCCUCUAUUUAUCAGAGUAGUGUCGGUUUUCAGAGAUGGAACUGAGACGAAAUUAAGUCUGAUGAUCAGAUAACAGUUAUGCAAUGUGACCAGUUUUGAAGGAGACGGAGAUAAUUAUUGAGCUUCCAAACGUUAUCAUGAUACAGGGUGGCUCAACUUAACAUUAAUGAAUGCACAGAACGAAUAUCGGUCUAAAUUUCUACAACAUGAAAGUUUGUCGGGUUUACCCUAACUUGCAGUGAGUUUGCAGUCGUAUGUUCCGUUUAUUUUGGCCCACCAUGUACAUAACCAGACAGCCUCAGUUGAAAUAUGGAAUGACUGAUAAGCGAACAAAAUAUUCACAAAGAUACUUUUUAUUUUAUUAAUUGCCUUUUUAUGCUUUACCUAUAUGUGUUGAAUACUUGUAACUAUUGAAUUAUUGUGUUAAAUUCUUUAAAGUAUAGACUUGAAAUCAUG
Molecule: messenger RNA, 2424 nt
Organism: Bolinopsis microptera
Lineage: Eukaryota; Metazoa; Ctenophora; Tentaculata; Lobata; Bolinopsidae
Product: KAT8 regulatory NSL complex subunit 3-like
Exons: 8
Coding region: 43-2013 (656 amino acids)
Biological process (GO): positive regulation of transcription by RNA polymerase II
Cellular component (GO): NSL complex
Source: RefSeq, a predicted model, not a curated record